Messenger RNA from Acaulospora colombiana, 678 nucleotides. Lineage: Eukaryota; Fungi; Glomeromycota; Glomeromycetes; Diversisporales; Acaulosporaceae. The record is from the annotation of a GenBank genome assembly.
UACCUCGAUAAAAGCACAAUCGGUGCGGUCUCUAUAUUAGGAUUCCUGCCGGACACGGGCAUGACCGGAGAGGAGCUCAACAACCUCGGCACCUUCUUCUACGUCGGUUACUUGGUCUCUCAACUGCCUCACUCGUAUGCGUUCCAAAAGCUUCCUGUCGCCAAAUAUCUUGCAUCUCAAAUCUUCAUAUGGGCCGUGCUCAUCGGCGCAACAGCUGCGUGUAAGAGCUAUCGGGCACUCGUUCCCAUUCGUUUCCUCUUGGGUUUUAGCGAAGGUUAUAUUACUGCUGGUAUCGUGCUCAUCAGUUCCAUGUUCUAUACUCGCACUGAAAUGGGUGAGCGCAUUGGGUGGACAUUCCAGUGCAAUGCCUUAGCCAUUAUCAUCUCGAGUUUCAUUGCAUUCGGGGUAUACCACACCGAAUCUUCACGGCCCGCCCUUCCUGCAACUGCAACAACUCCAGCGAUCCCAGCAUAUCACCCAAAGGUCGCACAAUGGCAAUGGUUCAUGAUCGUCAUCAGUACCAUAACAUUUCUCACUUUCAUCCUAUUUGGAUUAUUCUUCCCAGAUUCACCUACGAGUGCCAAGUUUCUGACAGAGGAAGAAAAAGUUGUGGUGAUCAAAAGGAUCAAGGCAAACCAAACAGGAGUUGAGACGAAGGCUUGGAAGCAGCACCAGUGA